Dipodomys ordii (Ord's kangaroo rat) is the source of this 842-nucleotide messenger RNA. RefSeq names its product basic proline-rich protein-like. Lineage: Eukaryota; Metazoa; Chordata; Mammalia; Rodentia; Heteromyidae. The transcript is spliced from 2 exons. The annotation marks the transcript as partial. The record is from RefSeq and is a predicted model, not a curated record.
GGCCAGAGGAGGCCGGCGGGCCAGAAAUAGCUCCAGCGCUGGACGGGCCCCAGCAGCCCGGACCUCCGCCGGAGCCCGGGCGGCCGCCCCGGGGCCCCGCGGCCCCGCCCCGCGCGGGCGCAGCGACGGCCCGCCCACCGCGCGCGGGGCCCGGGGCCCGGACAGAGAGCUUGGCGCCCGGGCUGCGCCUUCCGGGACCCGGGCCUGCCCUCCCCGCGGCGGCUCCGACGCGCCCGACACCGGUCUCCCUCCCGGACAGGCCCGCGCGGGGCUGCGGCCGGGACCCGUGGACGCGGGCUCCCGGGCGCCCCCGGAGCCACCGAUCGGGUCUCACUCGGCAGCCGGGCCCCGCGGCGCACUCACCUACCGCUCGUCGGAGUCCCAGCCGGGCGGAGGCUCGCGGGGGCGGCGGCUCCGGACGCCGAGAAUGCGCGGCCCCGGGUUACGGAGACACGCCCCGGCACGCCCCGCCCCGACCGCGCGUCACAGGCCCCGCCCCGACAGACGGCCCCGCCCACUGCGUGAGCCCCGCCCACGGCCGGCCGGCGCCGGGCGGGUCCGGACUCGCGCUGCGGCUGGCGGGCCGGAGUCGGCGGGGCGGGGCGUCGGCCUGGGGACGCCCCCAGCUCAGCGAGCCCCCGUCCCCGAAGCCGGAGGCUGGGCCCGGCGUCGGCCCCGCCCCCGGAGGCACUGACGACCGCCUGGGGCGGUGGGCGUCGGGCGGGCUCGGGAGGAUCCGGGGUCGGGGCCCGGCGCUGGGACCUCGUGUUCAGCUCCCUGUGGAGGACGGUGUGAGGUCUGAGAAGGCCGAGGGGCUAAGAUCUCGGGGUCGGAGAUAUGGG